GUGGAUCAACGAGGAACGCAAUCUGGGCGUGGGUACCGAUAUCGAUCUACUACCUUAAUCGACAAUCUGAAUCUCCAUAGAAGCGUAAUCAACAUGUCAAGUCAAGUAUCUACUGUCUACAACUAUCCGUAAUACCAUGGAGACCCCUGGAUCGACAAAGUCCCACAAAACCCCGGAAGACCGGGCGAGGAAGCGAGAGCAAGACAGAAAGGCCCAGCGCAGUGCGCGGGAGAAAAACAAAACCUUGAUUGCUCAGCUGCAAUCGCGCAUCGAGACCCUGACUCGGUUCCACGAUAAUGGCAGUACGAAGGUCCUCAUCGACGAGCUGGAGCACCAAAGGAAGUCGAACGAAUCGCUCAGGUCGACGUUGCGGUCGCUGCAGGGGCUUAUCGCCUCUAGCUUGUCUGAUCAUGAUUCUGCCGUGGAUGCUCAUGGCCACAGGCCGAGACAGAGUCCCGCGCGCGAGGCGGACUCGAGUCUGGAUGAAGGCUCGGGGCCCUCUCGGAGCAGCCGCGAGCUCUGCCCAAACAUGGAGCAAUCGGAUGAUAGAACAUAUGAUUCUUCUACUACUGCGACAGAUCCCGGCCAGAGUGUGGCCCAGGAGAAGGUGCCAUGCCAAGAUUCAAACUCACGUGUCCGCCCCUCCAGUGUACUCCCCCCAUCGGACUCAUUUGGUCAAUCGCAGGACGCCCAAGGCCGACUGUUCAUGUACUUGAACGAGCUGGUGGAGCGUUGCUAUGCCAUCAGCCCACGUGUAGCGCCAGACCAAACCACCAGAGACGCCGACAUCCCGAUUCGAGCGAUCCUCGACGGAUGGGACGCCGUCGGCCGUCGAUAUGCGUUGGACCCGGUGUGGGGAAUGCUGCGUGCCGCGGAUGAGUCAAUUUGGCGCAAGCUCUGUGGGGAAGCCGAGCGAUUGGCCAUUCUGCGCGUUGUCAGCGCCAUGUUCCGGUACCGAUCCGACCCAUCUGAAGCCAAUCUCCAGGCACUUCCCCGGUUCAUGCGCCAUCGACCUUCACAGCUGCGGAUUGUUCACAAACCGUUGGUGGAUUUUGUUGUGUGGCCGGGCCUGCGUGAACGCCUCGUGCUAUUCCCGGAUCAGCACUGCUCGGACAACUUCUGCGCCUUGUUCUGGAGCUGUUUCCGGUUCAACUGGCCGUACCAGGCCCGUCAUGCAUUCGUGCAACAGCCCCAGCCAAACCUGUACACAUUCUCCGAGUUGUUCAACAAGUGCUUUUAUGACUUGCAGUCCUGGUGCAUGACUCCCCGCUUCUUUCACGCAUUCCCAGAUAUCGAGGCCGACGUGCCAAUAGCAUCGGUGGAGACUCGCGGGUUGCUCUCCACCAAAGAUAGCGAUAUGGCCGUUGGUCGCGUGGGUCCGGGUGACAGGUGGGUUCCACAUGCUGCAGUGUCACCCUCGAGUGUGGCAAUGGAAUUCCCUUCAAUGGAUUGGCAGAUGGAUAGGAUGGCGGUCGGUGGUCUCGAUCUGCCCAUGGGACUCGGGGGUGGACCUGCCAACCGGCCGGGGGUACCGGGUGGAGCCAGACCACCGCGUCUCCACCUGUUCGACUCGGGGGAACGUUCCGCAUGGACCUUCCAUCACCACCUGUCCCGUCCGAGGCAGACCAGCCUUCGGGCCAAGACUUUUGACCGGACGGCUUGCAGGCAUCGGAUGUAUUCCCUCCAGCCGACACAUUCCACGCGGAGUUGGAGAAAGUCAAAAUCCUCGGAAGAAACCCGUCCCGACCCCGUGACCUGGGGGGGCCGAGGUACAAUACCCGAUCGGGUUAAGCGCCGCGCGGAGAUUAAACGGACCGGCGGACGAAUUGGAAGUUCCCGUCGGGGCAGCCUGAGGUGUCCAGCCAGUCGGACUGGAGACUCUGGGGACACAAUUGACCACGCCCCGUGGGGUUGA
Aspergillus candidus is the source of this 1915-nucleotide messenger RNA. Its product is annotated as bZIP transcription factor. The coding region runs from base 137 to 1915 and encodes 592 amino acids. Gene Ontology annotation, biological process: regulation of DNA-templated transcription. The transcript is spliced from 6 exons. Lineage: Eukaryota; Fungi; Ascomycota; Eurotiomycetes; Eurotiales; Aspergillaceae. The record is from RefSeq and is a predicted model, not a curated record. Gene Ontology annotation, molecular function: DNA-binding transcription factor activity.